This is a messenger RNA of Wasmannia auropunctata (little fire ant), 917 nucleotides long. Its product is annotated as E3 ubiquitin-protein ligase RNF13-like. Lineage: Eukaryota; Metazoa; Arthropoda; Insecta; Hymenoptera; Formicidae. The transcript has 5 exons. The annotation marks the transcript as partial. Gene Ontology annotation, cellular component: cytoplasm; nucleoplasm. The record is from RefSeq and is a predicted model, not a curated record.
CCAAUUACGAUGGCAAUUGGAUAGUGCUAAUACGACGUUUUAACUGUAGCUUUGAGAUAAAAGUUCGAAUGGCACAGGAGGCUGGAUACGACGCCGCUAUUAUUCACAAUGUAAACAGCAACGAUCUAGAACCGAUGUCCGCUAAGGAUUCCGUAGGAAUUUUGAUACCGUCGGUGUUUGUCAGCGGCAUCACGGGGGUUGUGAUCAAAGAAAAUUAUUUAUACGACCAGCUGUAUUUCGUAUUGAUUAACGACGAUCUGCCGUUCAAUAUCAAUACGCAUUUGCUCUUACCUUUCGCUAUUGUCGUUGGAAUAUGUUUCCUAAUUAUAGUUAUUUUUAUGAUUGUCAGAUGUAUAAAGGACAGGAGGCGACAGCGGAGGCACAGGCUGCCCAGUUCUAGUUUAAAAAAGAUUCCUAUACACAAGUACACGAAGGGCGAUCCGUACGAGACAUGUGCCAUUUGUUUGGACGAUUACGUAGAGGGAGAGAAAUUACGAGUUUUACCGUGUGCACACGCUUAUCAUUCAAAAUGUAUUGACCCAUGGUUGACGAAAAAUCGAAGGGUUUGUCCUGUCUGCAAAAGGAAGGUUUUUGCAGCUGACGAGCAAGUUGUGACCGACGAGAGUGACUCGGAUGAUGAUACAGCACCUCUUAUUCGCGACGGCCACCAAGGUACACAAGGGGGAACGUUCGCGCGGCAGAGGGAGAAUCCUUUUAACAGAGCUAGGAGAUCACAGGCUAGGAGAUCACAGGAUCAGAGAAUUCAAUUCGGAUCGGAGAACUCGAGCGACAACAGCUCCGAUUCCGAGCAGUCCUACGUUACCACCGAGGACGGCGUUAGUACUAACGCCGGCGAGUCGUCCAACGUCACAGUUUUCCUGGUAUCCGAUACUCACAGUAUAAACGGUAAGACUAAU